Molecule: messenger RNA, 667 nt
Organism: Papaver somniferum (opium poppy)
Lineage: Eukaryota; Viridiplantae; Streptophyta; Magnoliopsida; Ranunculales; Papaveraceae
Exons: 2
Coding region: 62-406 (114 amino acids)
Source: RefSeq, a predicted model, not a curated record
UGCCAUGAAGUCUCACCCAACAAUAUAACCAGAAGAAGAAAGAAUAACAGUAACACCAGCCAUGGCUAAAAGCAGUUCAGUUUUCUUCUCCUUGUUCAUUUGUUUCAUCCUCAUUUCCUUUGUCACCUUUGCUCCAUCGGCUGAAUCACAAGCUCAGUCUUGCGAUUAUGGCCUAGCUCAAGCGAUAGCACGAGAAAACUGCAAGGGAGAAGACACAAGUUUCUGUGAAGCCAAAUGUAAAGGCUUGUCGGCCGCAUUAGUACUUGGUGGUUACGGUUGCGAGCAAAACCCUGCAGACGCAACUAACUCUUACUGUGUCUGUUGUUAUGAGCUUGAGUUUUGUGACAGUGGAUCUUGGUUAUCAUCGUUUUCAUCAAAAAUUCUCUUUAAAGGCCUCAGGGAGUAAGAUCAAAAUCACUUGAUCUAGUCUAGUUGCCCCUAGCUAGCUCUCAAUGGUCGUUUAGCACUAGGGCUAAAUAAUGCAUCAAUUGCAACCAUUUCUGGUGUCUUGUGUAUUUCUGGUUUAGUUAUUUAUGUAUUUGGAUUGUCACCGAAUUAAGUUACGGAUUAGGGGUUUGUGUGCAAUCAUCAAUCUGUCGUCAGCUGUUGUUACUGUUUUAUUUAUAAAAGAUUAUCUAAUGAAAAGCGGAAAAUCCUUUAUUUGUUA